UUAUCAGUCCUUUGCAGUUGAAUCGUCUAACAAUAACAUUCACAAACUAUGAAAAAAAUGGUCAAUCUUUUGUCUGGUCUCUUUCUUUUUUUGCUCUCAAUGCAUUGUUUCGUUGCUUGCUUAGCUUCAAAUACAAAAAACAUCACUACAGAUAAAUAUGCUCUUCUAGCAUUCAAAUCACUUAUUACUUCAGAUCCCUAUGAUAUUUUGGCUAAUAAUUGGUCAACAUCCUCUCCUAUAUGCAGUUGGGUUGGUGUAACUUGUGAUGAACGACACAAUAGAGUCUAUGGUUUGAAUCUCACAAACAUGAACCUUAGAGGUACUAUUUCCCCGAGCAUUGGGAAUAUGUCGUUUCUUGUUAUACUUGACCUCCACAACAAUAGCUUUGGUGGUCAAAUGCCUAAAGAGAUAUGUUGGUUGCGCCGGUUAAAGUUUCUUCGUUUUAGCAUGAACAAGUUUGUUGGAGAAAUUCCUGCAGCGUUGGGGGAAUUAUCGCAACUUCAAUAUUUACGUCUUGGAAUUAACAAUUUUAAUGGUUCUAUUCCCCAAUCUAUUGGUAACCUUCGUCGGUUGAAAUUGUUUACCGUUGUUAAAAACAUGUUCUCUGGAUUGAUACCUCAAACAAUUUCAAAUAUGUCUUCACUUGAAUAUGUCGGCUUCUCUUCUAACUACUUUUCAGGAAACAUCCCACCAUCAAUUGGAAACUGCACAUCCUUGAUAGACGUAUUUUUAGAUACGAACUUUUUCACAGGUUCGAUACCAAAGGAGAUUGGCUAUCUUGAUAAACUUGAAAUUCUUAUAUUAGCAGAAAAUAGCUUCAGUGGAUCUAUUCCUUCCAACCUCAUGAACAUGUCAUCAUUGAAACAAUUGGAGUUUGAGCAAAAUUACCUCUCAGGAAUUAUUCCAUCAAAAACAGGAUAUAACCUUCCUAACCUACAAUAUCUACACUUGAAUAACAACAAUUUUGUUGGAAAUAUUCCAAAUAGCAUAUUCAAUUCUUCUAAUCUCAUUGGAUUUCAAUUGCAUUCCAAUGCAUUUAGUGGAACUCUACCCAAUAUUGCUUUUGGAGGUUUAAGGUUCCUCAAAACAAUUUUCAUACAGGACAACAACUUGAUAAUAGAAGAUUCUCUUCAGUUCUUUACUUCCUUGACGAAUUGUAGAUAUUUAAAUAUUCUAGACUUAUCAGGAAAUCAUAUACUAUCCAAUCUUCCUAAGUCAAUCGGAAACAUAACUUUAAUGUACUUUUUGGCAGAUUCAUGUGGAAUUGAUGGUAAUAUUCCUCUAGAGGUUGGAAACAUGAGUAACUUGCUAUCUUUUUCUGUGAAUGGGAAUAAUAUAAAUGGAUCAAUACCUGGCACAUUUAAAGAUUUACAUAAACUUCAGGGAUUGGAUCUUAGAAACAAUGGACUACAAGGAUCAUUUGUUAAGGAGCUUUGUCAAAUUGACAAUUUGGAUGAGUUGUAUUUAGAAAGUAAUAAGCUUUUUGGUGUUUUACCAACAUGUUUGGGAAACAUGACUUCUCUAAGAAAAUUAUACAUAGGAUAUAACAAUUUGAACUCUACGAUACCUUCCUCUCUUUGGAGUCUCAGAGAUAUCUUACAAGUAGAUUUGUCCUCUAAUGCUUUCAUUGGUAAUAUUCCACUUGAGAUUGGAAAUUUCAAAGCAAUUAUACUAUUAGACCUAUCUAGAAAUCAUAUAUCAAGCAACAUACCUACAUCCAUCAGUUCCUUAAGAAAUUUGCAAAAUCUGUCCUUAGCUCAUAACAAAUUGUAUGGAGAAAUUCCCACAUCACUUGGUGAAAUGAUUAACUUGUUCUCUUUGGACUUGUCCCAAAAUAUGAUAACUGGUGUUAUUCCAAAAUCCUUAGCAUCGCUUUUGUAUCUUCGAAACAUCAAUUUAUCAUAUAAUAGACUACAAGGAGAGAUUCCUGAUGGUGGACCUUUCAAAAAUUUCACAGCUGAAUCAUAUUUGCAUAAUGAAGCACUUUGUGGCGAUCCUCGCCUACAAGUCCCUCUGUGUGAUAAACAAGCUAAAAAAAUGUCAAUGAAAAAGAAUCUAUUACUCAAAUGCAUACUUCCCAUACUUGUGUCAACCAUUUUUGUUGUUGCAUGCAUAAUACUUGUAAAACUUAAUAAAAGGAAAAUGGUUGAAAAUACUCUUGAAAGAAAUUUAUCAACUCUUGGAGCUCCAAGAAGAAUUUCUUAUUAUGAGCUUGUGCAAGCAACAAAUGGAUUUAAUGAGAGUAAUUUGCUUGGAAGGGGAGGAUUUGGGUCUGUGUAUGAGGGGAAGCUUUCAAAUGGUGAGAUAUUUGCGGUUAAAGUGAUUGAUUUGAACUCGGAGGAAAAAUUACGGAGCUUUGAUCGAGAAUGCAAUGCAUUGAGAAAUCUACGGCAUCGAAAUCUGGUUAAGAUUAUCAGCAGUUGUUCAAAUAUUGAUUUCAAAGCAUUGGUGAUGGAGUUCAUGUCAAAUGGAAGUGUGGAAAAAUGGUUAUAUUCAAAUAAUUGUUGUUUAAAUUUCUUGCAAAGGUUAAAUAUAAUGAUAGAUGUUGCAUAUGCAUUGGAAUAUCUCCAUCAUGGUUCUUCAAUACCUGUGGUCCAUUGUGAUCUAAAGCCUAGUAAUGUCUUGCUGGACGAAGAUAUGGUUGCACAUGUUAGUGAUUUUGGUAUUGCCAAACUCAUGGAUGAAGGACAAUCUAAAACUCAUACAGAGACUUUGGCUACUAUUGGAUAUCUUGCACCAGAGUACGGAACUAAAGGAAUUGUUUCUAUCAAAGGAGAUGUAUACAGCUAUGGGAUUAUGCUAAUGGAAAUCUUUACAAGAAGAAAGCCAACAGAUGAUAUGUUUGUAGAAGACCUAACUUUGAAGACAUGGAUCAGUGAAUCAUUGCCUAAUUCAAUUAUGGAUGUCUUGGAUUCUAGGUUAGUCCAACAAAAUGGGGGGAAAAUUGAUGACAUAUUGAGUUGCAUGUCAUCUAUUUUUGGUUUAGCCCUGAAUUGUUGCAAAGAUUCACCUGAAGAAAGAAUUAAUAUGGAAGAUGUUAUCAAGAUGCUAAUCAAAAUCAAGACUAUGGUUCUUGAUGAAAACAUGGUCUAGUUAUUUUAAUUUUUCCAAGUUAGUGUUAAUUCAUUGGAAUGUAUAUUUAGAUAAUUUUUUUUUCUUUUGUAAUGUUUUUAUAGGUUGUUUUCUAUAUUGAUUUUGGAUUGAUGCCUUGCUCCUUAUGGUAAUUCAUUCGAGUACACUAUUUUAAAAAUAUAUUUCCUUUUGAUUUGAAAAGAAUCAAUUGGUGAAUAAUGAUCAUUGCACAUGCAUAAACAUGUAGACUGGGUUUGAGGUCAGGUCUAAAAAUCAUUUAUGCAGUAUCCGAUCUCAAUUUAUUUCCUCUCUAAUUUUUAUUUGUUUUUAG
Molecule: messenger RNA, 3403 nt
Organism: Medicago truncatula (barrel medic)
Lineage: Eukaryota; Viridiplantae; Streptophyta; Magnoliopsida; Fabales; Fabaceae
Product: LRR receptor-like serine/threonine-protein kinase EFR
Exons: 4
Coding region: 49-3093 (1014 amino acids)
Biological process (GO): protein phosphorylation
Molecular function (GO): protein binding; ATP binding; protein kinase activity
Source: RefSeq, a predicted model, not a curated record